UUCGUGGCCGUGAGGUGGAAGUUGUCGCAUAACUGCUUCCGGGUUGUUGGGUGACCUUGAGCCCUGAGGAACGAGAUGGCGCUUCUCUGCAGGCUGAGUGUCCUCUGCAGUGCCCAGGGUGGCCGAGCUCUAUUCCUGCGAACCCCAGUGAUCAGACCAGCGCAUGUCUCUGCAUUUCUCCAGGACCAGCCUACCCCAGGAUGGUGUAGAGCACAGGGAGUCCAGCACAUUCACCUGUCGCCAAACCACCACUUUUUGAAAUACAUGGGAAAUACUCAUCAGAAAAAAGCUAUCUUCAGGGAGCGGCAGAAUCUGCCAAGUAUUGCACCACUAUUGACCACAGUGAAGGAGACGCCACAAACCAUCCCUGCCCGAAUCCGAGGACGUUUUCCUACCUGGCUCAAUGGCUAUCUACUUAGAAUUGGACCUGGAAAGUUCGAGUUUGGGAAGAAUAAGUAUAAUCAUUGGUUUGAUGGAAUGGCUUUGCUCCACCAGUUCAGGAUGGAGAAGGGCACAGUAACGUAUAAGAGCAGGUUUCUGCAGAGUGAUACAUAUAUGGCCAACAGUGUUCACGAUCGAAUUGUGAUCUCAGAAUUUGGCACACUGUCUCUCCCAGAUCCAUGCAAGAAUAUUUUCGAACGUUUCAUGUCAAAGUUUGAGAAACCUACCAUCACUGACAACACCAACGUCAACUAUGUGCAGUACAAAGGCGAUUAUUACGUUAGUACUGAAACCAACUUUAUGAAUAAAGUGGACAUUGAAACUCUGGAAAAAACAGAAAAGGUAGAUUGGAGCAAAUUUAUUGCUGUGAAUGGAGCAACAGCACAUCCUCAUUAUGACCCAGAUGGAACAGCAUACAAUAUGGGGAACUCCUAUGGACCAUCUGGUUCCUGCUAUAAUGUGAUUCGGGUUCCUCCAGAGAAAGUGGACGUUGGAGAGACAAUCCAUGGAGCCCAGGUGAUAUGUUCUAUUGCUUCUACAGAGAAAAUGAAGGUGUCUUACUACCAUAGCUUUGGAAUGACAAAGAACUACAUAAUCUUCAUUGAACAGCCUGUAAAGAUGAAUCUGUGGAAAAUUUUCACUUCUAAAAUUUGGGGAAAGGCCUUUUCAGAUGGGAUAAGCUGGGAACCCCAAUAUAAUACACAGUUUCAUGUGGUGGAUAAGCACACUGGACAGCUUCUUCCAGGGAUGUACUUCAGCAAACCUUUUCUUAGUUUUCAUCAAAUCAAUGCUUUUGAGGACCAGAAUUGUGUUGUGCUUGAUUUGUGCUGUCAAGAUAAUGGAAGAAGUCUGGACGUUUACCAACUACAGAAUCUCCGGAAAGCUGGAGAAGGACUUGAUCAGGUCUAUAAUUCAGUAGCCAGAUCUUUCCCUAGAAGGUUUGUUUUGCCCUUAGGUGUCAGUUCGAAUGCCCCUGAGGGAGAGAAUCUCAGCCCAUUGUCCUAUUCUUCAGCCAGUGCUGUGAAACUGAGUGAUGGAAAGAUCUGGUGCUCUCAUGAAAAUCUACAUAAGGAAGAUCUAGAAGAGGAAGGAGGCAUCGAAUUUCCCCAGAUCAACUAUGGCCAAUUCAAUGGCAAAAAAUAUCGUUACUUCUAUGGCUGUGGCUUUCGGCAUUUGGUGGGGGAUUCUCUGAUCAAGGUUGAUGUAGUAAACAAGACACUCAAGGUUUGGAGAGAAGAUGGUUUUUAUCCCUCAGAACCUGUUUUUGUUCCAGUACCAGGAGCCAGUGAAGAAGAUGGUGGGGUUAUUCUUUCUGUGGUGAUCAGCCCCAAACAGAAUGAAAGCAAUUUUCUCCUAGUCUUGGAUGCCAAGAACUUUGAAGAACUGGGCCGAGCAGAGGUACCUGUGCAAAUGCCUUAUGGAUUCCAUGGCACCUUCGUACCCAUCUGAUGGGAUAGCCGUAAGGUCUGAGAACUGAACUAAUGUGCUCUGUACAAAAGAGAGCAGGAAGGGCAUCCUAGUUCUCUAGGAUCUUAUAGAUACUAGUUUUUGAAUUUCUAUUAAACACAGAACUCAUGAUUCAGGUCACAGUUAUAGUGUAAUACUGUGACAUGAUUUAUACUCAUGCUGCCUUAGGUACUUUUGUAAUUAUCUGUUGCAAAUUCGUGACUGCCUCUAUUAACUUUCUUUUAUGUAAGUAACUUUUAAAAGUAUCUUUAAAAUUUUGCUUCUUUAAUUUUGAAUAAAAGCUAAAUUCAUAAUAAA
Molecule: messenger RNA, 2205 nt
Organism: Tupaia belangeri chinensis (Chinese tree shrew)
Lineage: Eukaryota; Metazoa; Chordata; Mammalia; Scandentia; Tupaiidae
Product: succinate dehydrogenase [ubiquinone] cytochrome b small subunit, mitochondrial
Exons: 14
Coding region: 76-1890 (604 amino acids)
Biological process (GO): carotene catabolic process; retinal metabolic process; mitochondrial electron transport, succinate to ubiquinone
Cellular component (GO): mitochondrion; membrane; mitochondrial envelope
Molecular function (GO): beta-carotene 15,15'-dioxygenase activity; heme binding; carotenoid dioxygenase activity
Source: RefSeq, a predicted model, not a curated record